Messenger RNA from Lucilia cuprina (Australian sheep blowfly), 3827 nucleotides. It is a transcript of the gene SRPK, whose product is annotated as SRSF protein kinase 1. The transcript is spliced from 4 exons. Bases 432 to 3200 code for a protein of 922 amino acids. The record is from RefSeq and is a predicted model, not a curated record. Gene Ontology annotation, molecular function: ATP binding; protein kinase activity. Gene Ontology annotation, biological process: protein phosphorylation; spliceosomal complex assembly; regulation of mRNA processing. Lineage: Eukaryota; Metazoa; Arthropoda; Insecta; Diptera; Calliphoridae.
AAUUUUACGUAAACAAAUUUGACAAUUAUAAAUGUGUAAAUUAUUUAUAUGCAACGAAUAAUUUGAGUGAAUAAACAGAAAAUUGGAGUUGAACAUUUUACCAAUAUUUUUUUCUCUUGUUUUCUAAUUUUCUUCUAAACCACCCAUUUGUAGAGUGUGAGCGUUUGUAAUUCUUAAAAAAGAAAAAAUCAGUGAAUUUGAGUGUUUAAAAUAAAUGAGUGUGAUUAGUGACUCCAAGGCAUUUGAAAUCACCAAGACUCCUGAAAGGAAUAUAAAUACAGCAAACACACAAUUACAGAGCUCUAAGAUCUAGGCAAAGUUGACCCGAUUUUAUCUUUGUAAGAUUUUUGGUUUCGUUUCUGUUUGUAUAUUAUUCGUUCAAUACCAAUCAACCAACAACUAACAACCAGUAGUAGUAACAACCACAAAAAAUGAACAACAAGGCUGACGUCAACAGACGGGUUUUGGCCAUACAAGCUAAAAAGAAACGUCACAAGGCAAAUAAGAAACGCGGUAAAGCAAAUGGUGUUGCCGGUGGUCAACAACAACAGCAGCAGCAACAACAACAGCAACAACAUUACGAAGUAAAUGAAGAAAAUUCCUCGCCACCAGAUGUUGCCAUCAACAAUCAUUUGGAGGAUAGUGGCCUACAGUCGCCCAAUUUUGUAACAGAUGUGUGCGAUAUUUCGGCAAAAAUUUCUAAAUCUUUCUGUGCAGCCCCCUCCUCAAGCGGUUCAAAUUCGUUAGCUGAUAACACACCUAUAACUGGCUCUUCCAAUACACUGGAUGAGGUGAAUUUUAUGCAAAAGUCUUCGACUACAACAACAAAGAAAUGUAAAGCAAAAAAACAAUCUCAACUUAGUAGUCAACAACAACAACAACAAUGCAAUGAUAACGAUGAUGACGAUUAUGAUGAUGAUGAUUAUCGACAACAAUCAUCCCAACAGCAUUAUGCAACAGAAUCGUUGAAUCACGAUGAUUACAUGCACUAUCAAAAUCAACAGUACACGGAUCCUAUUUAUCAUGCUGAAAAUCAAAAGAGACAACAGCAGCAGCAACAACAACAACAACAGCAGCAACAACAGCAACUACAACAAUAUCUUUAUCCACCACGUAGUUCUUCCAACGAUUCUGAAGAAUCCGAAAUAAAUAGUGAAAACGAUGAACAAGAAUUAAAAGAGGAUUACUGCAGGGGAGGCUAUCAUCCAGUAAAUAUUGGUGAUCUAUUUCAUGGACGUUAUCAUGUUGUACGCAAGUUGGGCUGGGGUCAUUUCUCUACCGUAUGGCUUUGCUGGGAUUUUCAAGAAAAACGUUAUGUGGCCAUAAAAAUUGUGAAAUCUGCUCAUCAUUUUGCCGAAACGGCAAAAGAUGAAAUCAAAAUACUCAAGUCUGUGCGAGAUUCGGAGCCGAACAACCCACGUCGUCAAAAGACCGUCCAGUUAUUGGAUGACUUCAAGAUAUCUGGAGUGAAUGGUACCCAUAUUUGCAUGGUAUUCGAGGUACUAGGUGAUAAUCUCUUGAAGCUUAUUCGCAAAUCAAAUUAUCGUGGCAUACCGAUCGAAAAUGUUAAAACCAUAACGCGCCAAGUGCUUGAGGGUCUUGAUUAUCUGCAUACUUGCUGUAAAAUUAUACAUACCGACAUUAAACCCGAGAAUGUCCUGCUGUGCGUGGACGAUAAUUACGUACGAAAGCUGGCAAAUGAAGCCACUGAGCUGUAUGUUAUGAAUUUUAAAAUGUUUCCUUCGUUUGUGAGCCGGGCUCCGAAAGAGUAUCGCGAACCUCAAAUUACGGGAAAAAUGAGCAAAAAUAAAAAGAGAAAAUUGAAGAAGAAGGCCAAGAAACGUCUAGAACUCUUCAAAAAACAAUGGGAUUACUUGGAACAAACCGGUGCCGAGGGCGAAGACCCUAAUAAACAACAACAGCAAGAAGAUAGUAGUAAUAGUGGUAGCGGUGCUACUUCUAAAAAAUCAUCCGAACUUGUACAAAACGGCGAUGUUUCUGAUGCUGAAAAUGACGAUGAUGAUGCGGUACAAGAUGAUGUAGCCGAAGAGAAAGCGGCCGAUGCUGAUGCUGACGACGAUGAUGAAGUAGCAGUUAGAGGAGAAGAAAAGACUGUUGCUAAAACUAAAACACAAAAUAAACCACCAAUUAAACCAAAUGCUGGUACUAGUGGUAAUAAUGCCGGUGCUGAUGAAAAUGAUGUUUCUACUACGGGAAAUCAGGAAAAUAAGAAGAAAAAGAAGAAGAAGAACAAGAAAAAAGCCAAUCAACAGCAACAGCAACCAAUUCAAAAGGAGGAGCAACAAAAAGUAACUGAAACGAUUUCAACAACAUCGUCCAGUAGUGGCAGCAAUACAAUUAAGGGGGAAUUAAACGAUUCUAGCAGUUCGUCAGCUACUUUAAAGGGACAAUCAUCUAAUGCUGGAGAUGGUGUUAAACAGCAAAAACAAAAGAAUAAGACUCAUCAUCCUACAACAAACAACCAAAAUAAAACGAAUAAUAACAACAACAAUAACAAAACGAACAAUAAAACAAAUAAUAAUCAGAAAAAUUCAAAUAAUCAACAGCAGCAGCCUCCACAAUCACAACAACAACAGCAACAAAUACAACACCAGCAGCAGCAGCAACAACAACAAAUAAAUGGUCCAACAGAACGUCCUCAAAAACAAAUGCCCAGGAAAGAUCCAGCACUAGAACCUUGUGAGUUUGAAGUUAAAAUUGCCGACUUGGGCAAUGCUUGUUGGGUCGACAAGCACUUCACCGAAGACAUACAGACGCGUCAGUAUCGUUCAUUGGAAGUGAUACUGGGCGCCGGCUACGAUUGCUCGGCCGAUAUUUGGAGCACAGCCUGUAUGGCUUUUGAGCUGGCAACCGGCGACUAUUUGUUUGAACCACAUUCGGGUGACAACUAUUCGCGUGAUGAAGAUCACAUUGCCCACAUCAUUGAACUGUUGGGUCCCAUACCGCCGCACAUUAUAUUCCGUGGUGCAUAUGCCACACAUAGUUUUAAUCGUAAAGGUGAGUUGCGCAAUAUUACCGGACUGAAGCCAUGGGGUCUUGUUGAUGUACUACACGAAAAAUACGAAUGGGCAUUAGAAGAGGCUGAAGCAUUUGCUGAUUUCUUAAGGCCAAUGCUAGAAUUUGAUCCAGCCAAGAGAGCUACCGCAUCGGAUUGUCUGCAACAUCCUUGGUUAAGAUAAAAUAAACUAAUUAAUCCCUGUCCAUCGUCAUCAACAUCAUCAUCACCACGACCACCAACAUUGUCUUUAUCAUUUUUAACACCCACUGCAACUACGGCUUCUUCUUCUUCCUCCUCCUCUGUUGCUACUUCUACCUCUUCUUCUGGAUCCGGAUCACCCUCUCCAUUACUACCACCGCAUACACUUCAUCCACGACGUUAUAUACCAUGUUUGUCUCUGCCAGCUCCCAUAGACUGUGACUUAGCUGCCGGUACUUGUAGUACAGCCACGUAUCUGCGGUCACCCUCAAUGCCUGCCGCUAUUCCGUCUAUGGAAAGACCUACACCCUCCAAGAAAACCAAGAAUACACCAAACAACCGAUCUCCAUCUCAAUCCUUAAUAACAUCAUUUUGGCGCCUCUCGUCUUCGAAAUCCCUAUCACCGCAACCGGUAACUGCAACGAAUGCUGCGCAUAGUUUGUGCUGGCGCAAAACACUGCGUCGCAUGUUUAAGAAAAAAUAAGUUUACGAAUCAUAAUAUUUGUAAUGGACGAUUUCUAUGUAUAUCGCUAUAUACGUUUUUAUAUACAUCCGUAUACAAAAUUAUAUAUUUAUAUAGUAUGAAAAUGCAGAUAGAUUGAUAACUUGA